Molecule: messenger RNA, 1533 nt
Organism: Schizophyllum commune H4-8
Lineage: Eukaryota; Fungi; Basidiomycota; Agaricomycetes; Agaricales; Schizophyllaceae
Product: cytochrome P450
Exons: 10
Coding region: 1-1533 (510 amino acids)
Molecular function (GO): iron ion binding; monooxygenase activity; oxidoreductase activity, acting on paired donors, with incorporation or reduction of molecular oxygen
Source: RefSeq, a predicted model, not a curated record
AUGCUGCUACUGCAAGAUAUCCUGGCCGUCAUCUUAGCCUACGUGCUGUAUCUGCGCUUGAAGCAGCGGUCCGGUCGCCUGCCGCUACCGCCAGGCCCUCCUGCUGACCCACUAGUUGGCCACAUUCGAAUCAACCCACAGCACAACGCGGAACGUGUGUAUCUCAGAUGGAGCAAGGAGUUGAAAUCGGACGUAAUCCAUCUCAACAUCCUCGGACAGCCUCUCGUCGUGCUCAACAGUCUUCGCGCUGCUGUUGAUCUACUCGAGAAGCGCGGUGCAACCUACAGCGAUCGCCCCAAAUUCCCGUUUUUCGAGAUGAUAGGUUGGUACGAGGACCUACUUCUCGUAGGAAGCAGCGACCCCGCCUUCCCUGCUCUCCGCGGCAUCUUCCAGAACUACUUCGCCAAGUCGACAAUCCAGCAAAAAUUCGGCGCUUUGCAAGCCAACGAAGCGCGCAAGCUGGUCAAGCGCAUCUUUGGAGACCCAGGAAAAUGGCGAGAGUACCUCUUGAUGUAUGGUACCGCUAUCACCAUACAAAUCAUCACUGGGCACGAGAUCAAGUCUCUCGACGACGUCUACCUGCGCGUCGCGGAGGACGUCGGGAAAGCGAUGACCGGUAGCGGCACACCGGGCGCGACGGGCGUGGAUUUUUGUCCGUGGUUACGCUACCUCCCAAGCUGGUGCGACCCGACAGGAUCGUCUGCGUUCGCUCGCAAGUGGCGCUUCGCAAUUGAGAAUAUGUAUAGCGUGCCCUACGAGCGGGUGGCAGCGGACGUCGAAGCUGGCACGGCGCAACCCUCCUUCAUUCUGUCUGCCAUGCAGGAGAUGCAGUCGCAAGGCGAGGGCGCGAGGACCCUGACGCCGGAGAGGAUCAAGGGUGUCUGUGCGGCCACAUAUGCAGGUGAGCAAACUGCCGACUCUAUCGCCAUCUUCAUCUUCGCCAUCGUCAACUACCCCGAGGUGCAAGCGCGAGCUCAGGCCGAACUCGACGCAGUCGUGGGUCUGGAUCGCUUGCCCGACCUCGCCAACCGCAAGAAUCUGCCCUAUGUCGAGCGAAUAAUGCAGGAGACAUUCAGAUUCUGGCCCACCUCGCCCUUAGGCGCGCCCCACAAGUCGACGGAAGACGAUGUCUAUAGGGGAAUGUUCAUACCAAAGGGCUCCCUCGUCCUCUUCAAUGCCUUCGCCAUCUCGCACGACGAGUCUGUAUACGCAGAUCCAUGGCGAUUCAAUCCCGAUAGAUACCUACCACGCGAGGAAGGAGGGCGCGGGGAGCCGCUGCCGACGGCGCACUUUGGGUUUGGAAGACGUAUCUGCCCUGGCCGCUUCCUUGGCGAGGCAUCCGUCUUCCUCGGGAUCGCGACGCUCCUGCACAUCUUCAGAUUCAACAAAGCCAAGGAUGAAAACGGCGAGGAGAUCACGGUAAAUCCGGAGGAUGCGGAGUAUAUUUCGGGGACGGCGAGUCAUCCGGAAAAGAUACUGUGCACAAUCACGCCAGUGAGCGAAGAGAAGAGGCGUCUGGCAAUAGAACUAUGA